Stegastes partitus (bicolor damselfish) is the source of this 1157-nucleotide messenger RNA. RefSeq names its product haloacid dehalogenase-like hydrolase domain containing 2 (gene hdhd2). NCBI's taxonomy places the organism in Eukaryota, Metazoa, Chordata, Actinopteri, Pomacentridae. Gene Ontology annotation, cellular component: cytoplasm. Gene Ontology annotation, biological process: dephosphorylation. The record is from RefSeq and is a predicted model, not a curated record. Gene Ontology annotation, molecular function: phosphatase activity. The transcript has 9 exons. The coding region runs from base 65 to 844 and encodes 259 amino acids.
CGACGAAGAAGAAAACGUCACCAGGAGGCAGGAAGUAGAGCUGCUGCAGCUAAAGGCCUCCAGCAUGGCAGGCAGACGGGCCCUGAAGGCUGUGCUCAUCGACCUGAGUGGAACUCUACAUAUAGAGGACACGGCGGUACCUGGAGCCCAGGAAGCCCUCAGCAGGUUGCGUCAGGCGUCUGUAGCUGUGAAGUUUGUGACCAACACCACCAAGGAGAGCAGGAGGAACUUACUGGAGCGACUGCAGCGCCUCAACUUCGACCUGCAGGAGAAGGAGAUCUUCACCUCUCUGAGUGCAGCGAGGAGCCUGUUGGAGCAGAAGCAGCACCGACCGCUGCUGCUGGUGGAGGACGGCGCGCUGGAAGACUUCACUGGUAUCGACACGUCAGAGCCGAACGCCGUCGUGGUCGGACUCGCUCCUGAUCACUUCAACUACCAAACACUCAACACAGCUUUCAGGAUGAUUCUGGACGGAGCUCCUCUCAUCGCCAUCCAUAAGGCUCGCUACUACAAGCGUAAGGACGGCUUGGCCCUCGGUCCCGGGCCCUUUGUGACAGGCCUGGAGUACGCCACCGACCGUAAAGCUACCGUAGUGGGAAAACCUGAAGAGACGUUUUUUGCUCAGGCUCUGUCUGAUCUGGGAUGUAGCCCCAGUGAGGCCGUCAUGAUCGGAGAUGAUGCCAGGGAUGAUGUAGGCGGGGCUCAGAGUGCAGGGAUGCUGGGUAUUCUGGUUCGAACUGGUAAAUACAGAGACGGAGAUGAAGGUAAAAUCGACCCACCUCCACACCUCACAUGUGACAGUUUCCCAGAUGCUGUUGAACACAUCCUGCAGAACCUGCUGUGAGCUCCACAUAAGGACAAACCACCAGAGUCUCAUUAGCUCAUAGAAUAUUUCAUUUAAAGACAAGUUGUGUUUUAACAACAGAGAGAAUGACGUUACUAAAUGACUGCGCCGUCCAGACGUUUUGAAUGAGAGGAAAUAAUUCUGCUGUCGUAGAUUCACCGACUCCCAGAUUCACGGAGAUAACUUUGUGCAAGGGAUCAAUCUGCUCAGAAUAAACAGUAUUUAAUGUGCUAGUCGUCUGUGUUUCCACCAUAACAAGAUCUUUGUUAUAUUAGGGUGCACAAAAUUAUACAUAAAUAAAAGAAAUGAUGGC